AUGAGCGACCUCCUGAGAGCCUGGCUGGCGGAGGAGAUUGGAUUGCCCGUAUCAGACAAUAUUGAAAGAGACUUCGCGUCUGGUUACUUGUUUGGGCAGCUCCUGAAUAAAUAUAACCUGCAACCAGAUUUGGAUCAUUUCGAUCCAAAGCGGAUGCCGGAUUCGAUGAUAAACAACUACACCCGGCUUCAGCCGACGUUCAAGAAACUCGGUGUUCACCUUGACACGCGGGUGGUGAACAUGCUUAUCCGCGAGGAGACCGGUGUCGCACCGCGUCUGCUGUACUCCAUUAAGCAGAAUGUGUCCCAUCUCCAGAAAUCUCUUUCGAUGUACCAUCACACAGGCAACCUCGGGAGGACUGUGGGUGCGUCCGUGAGCCCCUCCCGCACAUUGCUGGAUGCCCAAAAGCACAACACCAGCAAAGAAAAGUACGACACCAGUGCACACAGGCAAUUCGAGGAGCUGCUGCGGCUUCAAGCCGCGAACCCGAACAUGGUCAUGGAGAGCAUUCACCUGUCAAAGUUUGCAGAUGAGGGGCUGCGCCAGCAGCGGGAGGCGCUGGCCACCUUGUUGCGCGAGCGAGCACAGCAAACAGCCCAGCGUGAUGCCCUCCGCUCGACCCAGAUGGAAAAGAUGAGCAGCGCUCGCAGUGAGAAAGCGCAGAAGCUGGCACGGGACGACGCAGUACACGCGGCGCUGCUGAAGCGCAAGGAGGAGAUGGAGCGCGAGGAGCUACGAGUGGAGCUAGCGCUGAGCGAGAAGGCGCGGAGGAAGAAGCUGGAGGAGCUGCACCACGCGGCUCUGGAUGUGCAUGGUGGCAUCGAUGCGUUUGAGAUCAACAUGAAGCGCCUUGUGCGGGGCGACCAAGGGGAAGGCGAGUUUGCAUCCCCGGGGGACUACACGAAGGGUGAGGAGGUGCUAGCGCCGCCGGCUGGAAAGACGCCCGUGGAACACAUGGAGCAGAUGAAGAGCCGUGCCGCAGCGACGGCGAAGCUACUGGAGGACACGGCGGCGUACAUGCGCGGAGUGAAGGAGGCGCGGGCGGAGGACGUUGCGUCAAAGCGCGAGCGUGAGGCCCGGCGGCGAAAGAUGGUCGUGGAGCAGCAGGCAGCGGCAGCCACGGCGGAGCGGAAGGCACAGGUGGAUGCGCUGGUCAGUGCGUUGCAGCGGCAGAGCGCAGAGGAGCAGCGGCUGGCGGCCCGGCUGUGGCAGGUGAGCCAGGAGAAGGAGGUCAUGCGGGAGAACCGGCUGCUGCGGGAGCGGCAGUAUGCCGAGCGGCGGGAGCGGGACUGGGAGGAGACACUGCGCAGGGAGGCGGAGAUGCACAGGUCCAUGCGCGAAGCCUAUGAGGCGGAGGCGGCAUUGGAAAUGGAAGCGUGGCGUGCCGCCCAGCAGGCCCGCGCGGAGGCCAAGGCCGCCAAGCACGCGGCCUUUGCGCGCGAGGUGGUGUACCAGCUUGUGGGGCUGGCGGAGCGGGCUGCAGAGUACCGGCUGGCUACGGGGAACUUGGUGCCGCGACGUGAAUGGCGCCAAUGGCUGGCCAUGUUUGCGGCUGGGGAUCCGCAGCUGGGUAUGCCGCCACCGCCUCCUGGCUCCGAAGCGCAACUCGCGGAGGCGGACGCGCGCGAGGCCACGUCGCGGCUGGGGCGGGCGCUUGUCGGGGACUACCUGGCGUGCACUGGCGAUUGGGUGCGGGAGCAGGGCCCCAUUGGACACGACGAGUUGCUGGGUCAGGUGGUGGGAGAGCUCGCUAUCCAAUCCCGCGAGCCCGCUCCCCAGCCAGAGCUGCCCGCCAUAGAGAACUUGCCGCUGCGGCUGGCCGUGGUGGGGGCGCCCUUCUCUGGGAAGACGACCGUGGCACAGGACUUGGCACGGAAGUACCGCUUGCUGCUGCUGGACCCGGAGGCGCUUGUGGCGGAUGCCAUGGCGGCGGCGCAGGCGCACGAGGCUGCGGUGGCGGCGGCAGCCACUGCAGCAGCAGCGCCACCAGUUCCCCCGGCUUCGUCACAGGGGUCACGGCCCUUGACGCCGGCGUCGCCUGCAGCUGCCGCUGUUGCUGCCGCCGCUGCAGCAGCGGCAGAAGCAGCGGCAGCGGCGGCGGCAGCCGGCCCAUCUGUCAAAGCACAGCUGGGCGCGCAAGUUGCCGCGGCAUUGCAGGCAGGGGGCGACGUGCCGGACGAGGCGCUGGUGCGGUUGGUGAUUCUGGGCAUGAAGGAAGCAGCGGAAUGGGUUCCGCCGGUCCAGGCGGACCCGAAGGCAAAGACCAAGGGAAGUGCCACGAAGGCCAGUGCUGCUACUUCCGGCAAGGCUGCCGCCGCUGCCGCUGGCGCCACCGCGGCCCAGCAGCAGCCUCCUGGCAACGAACAGCGUGGCUUCGUUGUGGACGGCUUCCCUCGCACCGCCGCUCAAGCAGUAUUGCUGGAGCGCAUGCUGACUGGGCUGGAUCUGGAAUCCGAGCAGGCGCUCAUCGACAGCGCUAGCACUGUUGCUCCGCCGCCUUCGUCGGCGCUGCCGCAGGUGGGCCGUCCGCUGGUUUCGGGGCUGGACGCAGUGAUCGUGUGCGACCUGGCCGACCCAGAGCUGGCGCUUAAGCGAGCGCUAGGCCGCCGCCUGGACCCAGACACUGGCCGCGUGUUCCAUCUGGAAUUCGACCCGCCGCCGGCCAACGACCCGGGCCUUUCGGCGCGGCUUAAGGAGGUGGCCGACGUUUCAAACGACGCACAGCAGAUCCAGCACCGCCUGGCAUCACAGUCGGAGCUGGCGGCCACGCUUGAUGACUGGCUGCGGCGCUUCAGCCGGCUGCGCCGGCCGGUCGACGGCACGGGGCCGCUGGCAGAGGUGCUGGCGUCGGCGUCGGAUAUAGCCGAAGGGCUGCUGCGCGCCAAGGCCGCGGCUGCUAGCUGCCGCGCCGCGGCGGAGGCUGCGCAUAAGGCCCGCGCGUCUGCAGAGCAGGCUCACGAGUUUGCUGAACUGGCACAGAGCGCUGCCGAGUCCGCAGCUCGGGAGCUGCUCGCUGCCAAGCGCGCAGAGAUCCAGGCCACGGCAUUGCUCAACAGCGGGAAGAACCCCGACCCCGCGGCGACGGAGGUACUCAAGGCGCAGGCGGCGGCCAAGUGCGCGGAGCAGCUAAAGGUGGCGCGAGGCGCAGUCACUGACGCCAAUUCACACGCAGAGCGCGCCGCUACAUCUGCCGCUGCGGCAGCGGAGGCGGUAGAGCGCGCGCACAAGUCCUUGGGGGAUGCGGAGGUAUCGGCGCAUGCUGAGUCGGAAGCAGCCGCUGCGGCGACGGAGGCGGAAAAGGCUGCGCGUGGUGCUCAGGAGGCGGCCAGCAAGGCCCUGGCGGCUAAGGAGGCCGCGGCAGUGGCGGCGGCCGAGGCAGAGCGCCUGGCUGCCGCCACGGAGCUUCCGUCGGAGUCCAGUGCAGCGGCCGUCUCCCGGCCAACGACUGUGCCCAGCGGCGCUACCACCGUUGCCGCCACCGAAGGCGCGGCCGCGGCUACCGCUGUGGGUGCUGACGGCGCCGAAGCCACCGCUGCAGCAGAGGUUGCUGCACCGCAACCGCCCGUGCUGCCGCGGCCGCUGGCCGGCAGUCUGCUCUCAGAGUGGCAGACGGUGGAGCAGUGCUACCUGGACGGUCUAUCGUUGGGCUUCACCAGCCUGGCGGAGCAGCAUGCCGCGGCUCAGCGGCAUUUUGACGCGCUGCGCCAGAACUUCCGGGACCUGCUCCAGCGCCCAGAUGAGAAGCCCGCUCUUGUGGCACGUUUCCUCACGGCCUUCAACGCUGUGGAGGCUGAUUUGCGCGGCACCCGGGAGACGCGUGGCGAGCUUAUGCUGCGCUGUGAGGAGCUCCGAGACCAGUUGUGGGCGCUGUGCGAUCGCAAGAUGGAGGAGGCGGAAGCGCAGCGUGCUGCCGUGGCCGCUGACUCGUUCGUGGCGGACCACUGCAGCCUGUUGGCACAGCAGUUCGUAGCACUGGCGCAGGUAGAGGCCGACCGCUUUGCGGCCUCCCUCAACUUCCUGCGCAGCUACGCAAACGCCAAAUGGGCACCACUGUUUGCGCCGCGCGAGCCGCCGAUGCUGGCCGACGUGUCAGCCCCGGAUCUGCUAUCCGGCGGUGUUCCGCUGGAGCUCAAGGAUAAGAUCGACCCCAAGUCCAAGACAGCGGUGGCGAUGCCGCCAUGGAUAGCGCAGCUAGAGCAGCGCGCGCCGCCGCUGGCUCUGGCCUGCAAGCUGAUAAUCGCUCUGGCCAAGACCACGUACGCGUCCUGGGAGCCCGCCCCGGAUGACCCCAAGAAGGCCAAGCGGGACGCAGGCGCCAAGGUGGCAAGCAAGGGCAAGGGCAAGGGCGCCGACGAGGACGACGCAGCGACCGACCCACGUGUCGUGGAGGCCAUGACGCAGGAGCUGCUGACCGGCUGCGGUCGCGAGGUGGCGAUUCUGGAGGCGCGGCUAGGGCUGAUGGCGGAGCGAUGCAUGGGGCAGAUGGACGAGAUAUACAACCUGGCCACGGGCACUGCCGUCAAGCUGGGAGAGUGGAUCCGGGCGAGGUACCGUGCGGAGUGCGCGGCGGUGGCGGCGCUGGAGAAGGUGUCGAAGGCCGCCGCGGCCGGGGGCGAGCAGCUCCAGCACGAUCUGCGGCUACAGGACGAGUACUUGCUACUGGACGAGGGCGGUCUUCUGGUCGACGCGCCGCCGCCGCUGCCGCGCCCCGAGCCCCGAGAGGCGCAGCCGCCAGGCGGCCUGCUGUCCACCAAGCAGUUGGGCGCCGUGACGGCGGCGUUCCUAUCUGCGGCACCCAGCGGCUUUAUGCGGCUGCAGGACGCCGCGGAGAUGCUCUGUCGGCUGGCGGCAGAGGGCGCACUGCCGGAGCCGUGGCGCAGCGCCUCCGUGUCCAGCAUGCUAGGCGCGCUGCGGCUGUACGACCCGUUGUACAGCACGUAUUUGGAUUGGCGGGAAGUGGUGGCUCAUCUGGUUGUGGCAGCCUUUCCCCUCAUUGCCCGGGCGGACUGUGCCGAGAUCGCGGAUCAAGUGGACAUCUGUGCUGAGGUGGAUAAGGAUAAGGAUGGGCUGCUGAGCCAGGAGGAGUGGUCGGCCGCGGAGCUGUGGUUCCAGUACCGUGCAGCCCAGCCAGGCGCCGCCCCCAGCUCAGCGGCUCCAGCCUCCGCGGCCGGCGAACCGGCAUCGGAGAGCCACCGGGAACGCAGCGAGCUAGCAGAGGCACAGCAGCUCAGCAGCAGCGGCGGCAAAGGAACUGGGGCCAGUGGAAACGGAGGAAGUGGCGGCCACACGCGGGGCGACGGGGAGAGCUGGCCCGAUCCCUCCGCCAUACCGCCGCCCAGCACUCCACCUGUCGACGACGGGCAGUACGACAGCCCUGGUGCGCUCAAGCAGGUCCUGUGGGCGCUCUUCUCGUCGCCCUCCGCGGACGGCACUCCCCGCCUGGACUAUCGUGCAUGCCUCCUGUACCUGUGCGCUGAUCGGGACGCAUUUGCGGGCAUUAAGAAGGCUUUCAGCGUCGUCACCGCGAACAUUUCCUCCAACGCCCGCGCCAACGCGGAGCAGGUGUUGCGGAUAGCUUACCCGCUGGGUGCCGAGGCCGGCAUCGAGCUGCACCGCUCACCCUUCAGCCACGAGGAAGUGGCGGCGGUGGUCCGGGCCGUAUGGGAGAGCCGCAAUCCACCGAAGCCGCCGGCGCCUUCUGCCGGCAGCCGCGGUGCCACGCCGCCGAGCGGUGUGGGUCGUGCUGGGGGUCCGACGGCUGCGGCCGCCACUGCCGGCGAGCCCACGGUCACAGCAGAACAGCUCAUGUACAGCGCAGGCGGAGAACGGUUUGUGAAGCGGAUGUUGGAGCGGUACGCAUGGAAGGACUCGUUCGUCGCCACGCGGUUGUGAAGAGCUAUGAGGGCAUAUAGAGCAAGAUACUUCAGUGUGUCCGUGCGUGCAAUUUGUGUGAUGAAUGUUGUGGGUUACGGUACGCGUGACUGUGUUUUGCGGUGUGCAGGGAGCAGCAAUAUAAUAAAUACUUGCCAGGAAUCAUAGCGGGUUUGCAAAUGGGGCCGCUGACCGUGUGUUGGUGUGUGCUUGGCGGUUGCUGCAGCGGGGCCUGCACCUGGAGUGGGCCAACCCAUGUGAGGACGGCGAGACUGGGUGCCUGAUUUCUGGUUUUGGUUUUGUGUCGCUGAGCUAGCCUUUGCCUGGCGGACCUCGAAAAUGGCUGUCUGGACCGUUGACUGGUAGAUCAUGCCUUGGGGCCCCUGCUGCUGCUCCUGCACACACACGAAGCAUGACGCCAAUACCGUCAGCACUUGGUGAGGUGCUGAACAGGACCUUAAGUGUACCAACACGAACAUAAGCGGCGGUGGGGGAUUGAGUAGACUCCAACACCCGUCAAUGCACUAUUGUGUACGUGGUAUGUUGGGAUCUUCAGGGGCGUGACGUUGCCAAUCAGAGAGCUGCUCUGACAGUUGCGGAGGAGCUAUGUUUUGCGGUAUCGGGCAGGACUUACAGGGAUUUGCCCGUAAGGAUAAUGUCCUUGUUUGGCGAUAUGCUUCAUUCGUACGCACGUUCAAUGUUGAUCCUAAGGUGAUCAGGUGUGGAUCCGUGCCGUCGUGCGUUAGCCAUGCAGUCGCAUAGGACUGUCGACCACUUAACGAGCAUCACCUAGUGUUACGUGGGCGACCGAUAAUCCACGGGACCUGAUUAAAGCAAUACAAUCCAGGGGCCUGAGUGGCAUGAUGUAUAAACAUGGCUGGUUGUUGUCAUCUCCCAAUAGCAGGAUGCGUGCGCUGUGCUAGGUGGGCCCCUACCUGUUGUUGAGUGUAGAGGCGACAUGUAAUGCUCUGAACCUU
Molecule: messenger RNA, 6848 nt
Organism: Volvox carteri f. nagariensis
Lineage: Eukaryota; Viridiplantae; Chlorophyta; Chlorophyceae; Chlamydomonadales; Volvocaceae
Exons: 14
Coding region: 1-5892 (1963 amino acids)
Molecular function (GO): protein binding
Source: RefSeq, a predicted model, not a curated record